This is a messenger RNA of Aptenodytes forsteri (emperor penguin), 3074 nucleotides long. It is a transcript of the gene PPP1R8, whose product is annotated as protein phosphatase 1 regulatory subunit 8. The transcript is spliced from 6 exons. The record is from RefSeq and is a predicted model, not a curated record. Bases 368 to 997 code for a protein of 209 amino acids. NCBI's taxonomy places the organism in Eukaryota, Metazoa, Chordata, Aves, Sphenisciformes, Spheniscidae.
AGGGAAACCACCACCUGGCUUACAUCUGGAUGUAGUCAAAGGAGACAAACUCAUUGAGAAACUCAUCAUUGAUGAGAAGAAAUACUAUCUCUUUGGGAGAAAUCCUGAUCUGUGCGAUUUUACCAUUGACCACCAGUCUUGCUCUCGGGUCCAUGCUGCCUUGGUCUAUCACAAACAUCUCAAGAGGGUUUUCCUCAUAGAUCUAAACAGCACACAUGGCACGUUCUUGGGUCAUAUCCGUUUGGAACCUCACAAACCCCAACAGAUACCCAUUGACUCCACGGUUUCAUUUGGCGCUUCUACACGGGCAUACACUCUGCGAGAGAAGCCUCAGACACUGCCAUCAGCCGUUAAAGGAGAUGAGAAAAUGGGCGGUGAAGAUGAAGAGCUCAAGGGCUUGCUGGGCCUGCCAGAGGAGGAGACAGAGCUUGACAACCUGACAGAGUUUAAUACAGCCCACAACAAAAGAAUUUCCACACUAACCAUUGAGGAAGGGAAUUUGGAUAUUCAGAGACCAAAGAGAAAACGGAAGAACUCCAGAGUGACAUUCAGUGAUGAUGAUGAAAUCAUCAAUCCGGAGGAUGUGGACCCUUCUGUUGGGCGUUUCAGGAACAUGGUACAGACAGCAGUAGUCCCUGUUAAGAAAAAACGGUUGGAGAAUCCAGGCUCAUUGACCACAGAUGAUUCUGCAUCACGACGUAUGCAAAACUUUCCCUACAGUGGAGGAUUAUAUGGUGGUUUACCUCCAACUCACAAUGAGGCAGGUUCCCAAUCGCAUGGCGUCCAUGGGACAGCACUCAUUGGUGGUCUGCCAAUGCCCUACCCCAAUCUUGCCCCAGAUGUGGACUUGACUCCUGUUGUGCCCUCAACAGUUAACAUGAACCCAGCUCCAAACCCUGCUGUCUUUAAUCCUGAAGCUGUGAAUGAACCCAAGAAGAAGAAAUAUGCAAAGGAGGCAUGGCCGGGCAAGAAGCCGACCCCUUCCCUACUGAUCUGAGUUGGGUUUUGUUGAGGGAGGGAGGGUGGGUGGGAGUUACGAACUCCAGAAACUGUUUAUGUGCAGUAUCGUCUUUUUAAAAUUUCAAUGUCCUAACCAGAUGUAAUACCAAGAUUGGAGAAGUGAAAUAUUCUUUAAAGAUCUGUCUUCAAAUGUUUUUAUAUGUCUGUUUAAAAGAAAAAAAAAAUACAGCUCCCAUCUCCUUUUGAACCAAAAUAUCUGGCAGCCUUUUCUUAGCCAUUGCUGUCCCCAGAGGUCUUUACUCUGAAUUUUGAUCCAUAAGUUGAAGGGGCAGUGUCAUGCAAUUUAAUUAUCAUUUAUGGCAUGACCCUGCAAAUUCGUGUAUUUAGGUGUCGUGCUUACUAUGAGUAAUGUUGUUGCUGCUGGACUUGCUCAUAGCAGGUCAGCUCUAUCAGAAGUAAAUGUUUGUGGGGCCAAGCCUUUCAGAAAUCCCAUUGGUAUGAGUUCUAAAACUUGCAAAAUACAGGUCAGCUUUUAUUUUUUACAUUUUCAAAACCCCACCAAUGUGGGGCAUUAUCUUUUUGUUUCGUUUUGUUUGGCUACAGCUUGUUUUAAUUUCCACCUAAAACACUACAGCAUCCCAUUAGUUCAUGAGAACGUGGAGUUGAGAUGGAUGACAAAUAGACAGGCUUCCUUAGCUGAGGUCCAGUAUUGUACGAUGGAGUGCUGUGUGGAUGGAUAAAGGGGUGUGCACGUGGAUGGAUCUGAGCUUGUGUUGGUGCUAAUGGCAGCAUACAAGCAUGGCAAGCCGAGGACGGUUUGACUGGUGGAUAGGCACUAUCUACACUGUACAAACAAUAAACAGCAAAGUAGAGUUGACUCUCUCUCCUGUGAUAACUUAAGGUGAAGUUAACACAGAGGAGAACAGUUUCUUUUAAACUUGGUGCCCUUUUAACUUAAAAAGUUUCAUUUUUAUUUGCAAAUGGAACUUGUGAGCUUAGAGUAUAUGUGAGAUGCAACAAGACACACACAAAAAUGAGCAGCCAUCAGCACUGUCAGAGGACUUGCAUGUUUAACAACUAAAACCACAAUCUGCACGCUAUUCUGGCUGCUAGUUACAGUGGGUGAGAACUGAGUGCUACUUAAAGCUAGAAUAUGAAUUGUCAGUAGAGAAUCUGCCUUGCCUUGAAUAAAGCAGUGCACAAAUUGGUUUCAUAAUAUUACAAUUUUUGACUACUUCAUCACUUUCUCCCAUUGAAUAAAAUGAGAAGCUUGAUUUGGAUUGUUGCUGUAGCCCUUCAAAUCCUCGGUUUUAGAUUUCAAAAUCUGAUUCACAUGUAUUCAGACACUAUGUCUUCACUUUAUACAAGGUAUGGCCAGAGCUCUGUUUUUCUUAAGUUUACUCUGGAUUUUUUUACAUUCUAUAAUGCAGUUCAGCUAUGUAGUCACAUUCCUUUGUUGUUUGGGGGAUUUCUCCAGGAAAUGUGCACUAAAAUGACAGUAGUGUACCCAGCUGUUCAUUGUGUGCAGUACUGUAGCUACCUGGCUAAGUAGGUUUGUGGAAAUCUGAUGGCUGCUGGAGCAGUGCUGUGUUAUAGUGCAUCUGGUGUGCUGCAUGCACUAGACCUGUUUUGGACAGAUGCUCCAAAAUCAGUGUGACUUCUGCGUCUGCAGAGUGAUUGCUUCUAUCAUGUUGUUGAGGUAAAAAUGAGUUAGUAGCUACCCCAUUUACAAGAGCGAUGGCUUUAGAGACUGGUUUGUUCCCCUCCCCGCACCAUCAUAUCUAGCUCAAACUAUUAUAUGGAUGAAUACAGUACCUUCUCCAUGAUAUAGUUGUGCCGCUCUGUGUUUAGUUGCUAUUGAAUAUGAUUCAGUCCUCAGGCAUUCUGCUUCCAAACACUCCAUGCUGACUUUUAAAAUCUUUCUCCCUUUAUUUUUAGUUUUGCUUCUUUCUGGUAUGUAGUAUUUUCUUUUUCCAGCCAGUCUGCUUUAUGAAGGCAACUCUUUAGGGUAAGACUAGUUAGGGCAAGUAAAAGUUGAACAGGUUUUCUUCUUCCUUUAUUUCUGUUUUGGGGUUGGGGUGGUUGGGGUUUUUUCUUUUUUUUUUGGGGGGGGG